This is a messenger RNA of Aspergillus wentii DTO 134E9, 1068 nucleotides long. RefSeq names its product heme-dependent oxidative N-demethylase family protein. NCBI's taxonomy places the organism in Eukaryota, Fungi, Ascomycota, Eurotiomycetes, Eurotiales, Aspergillaceae. Bases 1 to 1068 code for a protein of 355 amino acids. The transcript has 3 exons. The record is from RefSeq and is a predicted model, not a curated record.
AUGAAUACUUACUCAUUGGUGGCUCUUUCAAUCUUCGUCAUUGCCUUUGCGGUGGGCUAUCGAAAGCGCUUCAGCAGAAGAUCAUCUCCUCCUUCUCCUCAACAUGCAGAGAUAAAACGAAUGGCGCCCUACCCGGCGCAACCCAUCAAGGGCAGAGAACGAUACCGGGUCAUGAUGGACAUGCGACGGCUGGACGUGGUGAAUUGGCUCACCCUCGACAAGAACUACACGGACGAACACCAGAUCCGGAGCCAAUUGCUCGAGCAUGAAAGGGAAAAGGUGCUCCAAUGCCUGCCGCAAUCAUACAAUGCUUGUCUCGAGGCAUUGGAAGAGGUCGUCGACUUCCUCUGCCAGCGAUACUCCAACAUGUUUGAGAGAAAGCAGUAUGGCGACGAGACGACAAUUCAUAACAAAGUCACCGGCGAGACCUUUGUCUUUGGAGGAGGUAACAACCAGAUGGAUCCAUUGGAGAUUGCAGUGCGACUCACGAUGGAGGAUCUGAGCAUCUUGAUGAAGAACGAAGACGAAGAAUAUUACCUAGCGGCCAGCGCAAGUCUCUUCCCCGUGGGAUGGACGGUGGACAAACGCAUUGGAUGGACAAUCUCGCAACUUCACGAACCAGUCCCAUUGUGGCACCAGCAAGUCGCCAAUUCUGUCAGCAAAUUCCUCGCCCGUCUAACCCCCACCUCCUCCAUGGAACGAUCCAACUACUUCAUCGAAGUCAAACGCCCCAACGAGGACCUCCUCGAAACCCUCUAUCGUCCCACCACCCUCUCAGAGGGAAACCCUGAUCCCUCUCCAGGCGAGAUCCUCAUCCGUCGCGAACGCCAGACCUUCCGACGACUCCCCCGCACCGGUGCAAUCGUCUUUGGCGUCAAGACCUUCCUCACCCCACUGGACCAGCUCCCCAUGCAAGAACUGCAGAACCUGGCCAAGGAAAUCAAAAGCUGGCCUGAGUUUGUGGGCGAAUACAAGGGAGCUGAAGUCUGGGGGCAAAAGGCGCUGGCGUUUGCAGAGAAGAAGAGUCAGCUGCAGAACGACGUCGAGAAAGAAAAGGUAGAGGUUUGA